Molecule: messenger RNA, 1698 nt
Organism: Zootoca vivipara (common lizard)
Lineage: Eukaryota; Metazoa; Chordata; Lepidosauria; Squamata; Lacertidae
Product: lymphocyte antigen 6 complex locus protein G6c
Cellular component (GO): external side of plasma membrane; protein-containing complex
Source: RefSeq, a predicted model, not a curated record
GCUUCAUUCUAGAACGCCUCUCUUCUCUGAAGCCCUACUUGAAAGAGUCCUUGUUGCAGAAGAGCUGAGCUGGGCGCUUUUCUCCUUUUAGCCUCCUCGCCAUUUCCAUAGGCACAUUCCUCCACCAUCUCCUCCUCUCUCUUUCCCUCUUGUGACAUUUAUCAAGAUGAACAAGUACCUUCUCCUGGGCUUUUCUGUUCUGAUCUUCUGCACAGUUGCACAAGGUCUGGUGUGCAAAGUUUGCAAAUUCAAAGUCGGCGACCUCUGCUUCAAAUCCGAAGAUCCCUGCAAAGCCAAUGAGGGCCAAUACUGCGAAACAACCAAAGUGUAUUCAGGCAGCUUGAAGCUCUUCACCAAACACGGCUGUAGCAAGUACACAGAGCUCUGCAACAAGACCGAGCAGAGGGACAACGUCUUUGACAUGAGCUACAACCGCACGUGCUGCAACUAUGACUUGUGCAACGGGGCAGCCAGCACCAAUCCCAGUCUCCCGUUCUUCGCCGGCCUCAGCUUGGCCCUGGGGUGGUGGCUGGCCCACUAAGACUGAGGACUAGCAGUGAUGCUCUUCCCACUAACAGAACCUUGACCCUCUGCAUCACCUCGACCUCCUUUGAGCCUGCGGUGUGCGCCCAUGUGCCAAAAUUUCCCUCGCAUGUGCGGAUUUCAAAGCUUCCCACCUCAUUCACUGCCUCUCCUGUAGGCUUGGUCAACUUGUGGACCCUCCGAGCCCAAUGCAACCUGCCUGCCAUCAGCAAUGGUCCACCAGAGGCUCAGUCUCCUCUUCCCUCUACUCUGCCUGGGAAGCUUUGACGAGCGCCUCCCAGGCCACCGUGCGUAGCUGGUGGGUUGUGUUUGGCUUGUUGGGUCACAGGAAUGUUAGGCCUUGCCUACUCUGUGUAUCAGGGGUGGGGAAACUUUUGUCCAGACCGGGCACCAUAUUCCCUUCUGGUGGGCCACAUGGCAGUGGUGGGCGGGGCCAGAGGCAAAAAAGUGGGAGGAGUGAUGAGUGCAAUCCCCCCUCCUUUGUACAGUAGGAUCUGUUAUGGGCACACUCACACACCCUUCCACUGACUGGAAUGUGCCCUCACACACUUGCUUGCCCAAAGGGAAGAUAGAGGUGGUGGAGUGUGUGUGUCCUGGGGAGAGGGGGUGUGGCCUAGGGAGAGGGGUGUGGCCUAGGGAGAGGGUGUGGCCUAGAGAAAGGGGGUGUGGCCUAGGGAGAGGGGAUGUGGCCUAGAGAGAUCUUGGAGGACCCGUCUGAGAAGCCUGGAGGGACACAUUUGACCCCAUGUGUUAAGACAUCCCCGUCCCUGAUGCGUGUCAAGGCCUAUUUUGUAAUUUCCCAUCCAUCAUCCACCUACCAAGCAGCUUUUGAAAAUCCACAACCAGGUGAUUUAGGCUGCGCCCGUGAAUUCUUCUCUGCUUUGUUCAAACUGAUGAUGAAAGUGAAGCCAAGCAGAAGAGCCUGCAUGCCUUGCUCCAUGGGUUCAUUAAACCUAAGCAGGUGCAAUGCAGACCGAAGGAUGUGGCUUCCUUAUUCACCCUUGCCUUCCCCCUCCUCCACACCCUUUGUUUCCUCUUCAUCAGAUUUUUUUUAAAAUUGUGAGCUCCUUAGGAGCAGGGCGGGUUUUGUGCUCCGGAAAGCAUGUUGUAGACUGGUGGUGCCAGGUAAAUAAAACGAGCAAUAAUUCAACUCGC